Messenger RNA from Guyanagaster necrorhizus, 1600 nucleotides. RefSeq lists its product as uncharacterized. The transcript has 10 exons. Gene Ontology annotation, biological process: glucan catabolic process. Bases 180 to 1355 code for a protein of 391 amino acids. NCBI's taxonomy places the organism in Eukaryota, Fungi, Basidiomycota, Agaricomycetes, Agaricales, Physalacriaceae. Gene Ontology annotation, molecular function: hydrolase activity, hydrolyzing O-glycosyl compounds. The record is from RefSeq and is a predicted model, not a curated record.
AUCACGUGAUUCAACGCGUGUUUGCAGCACCGCCGCUGAUCCGACACGCUGCAAAAGGGCGACGUCCAACAUAAAUUUAAAUAAAUGGCAUCGAUUCAUCCUUACCCCACUCGCCCGUCUUUCCAGCCCCCCUCCAGCCGCUCCUGCUUCUCGCGAGCUACCCUUAUUCUCUGUCCCCCAUGAGCUGGCCUGGAUUCUUAUGCAUAUCGCUGUUCCUCCAUGCCCUUUUUCAUUGCCAGCCGGGCAGCGCCUAUGACAUCGUACGGGAUUACUCGGGGAGCUCCUUUUUCGACCGAUGGGAUUUUUUCGGGAACUGGGAUAAUCUCACGUUGGGGGAUGUCUGGUGGCUUAGCAAGGCGGAUGCCAUCGCUCAAGGACUGACGUAUGUAAAUAAUGCGGGAAAUGCGAUUAUAAAAGUGGAUAACAUGCACAAUGUGGUUUAUGGGCAAAAACGAAAUUCGGUCCGGAUAACAUCUCAAGACAUAUACCACGUUGGCAGCUUGUGGAUUAUCGAUGUCAAACACAUUCCGUUCGGUUGCUCUGUUUGGCCGGCCUUUUGGACUAAAGGUUACCAAGAUGAAUGGCCUGUGGGCGGUGAGAUUGAUAUCAUCGAAGCCAUUAAUCUGAUGCCAAAUAACCAAAUGGCUCUACAUACGACAUCCGGGUGCUACCAUGUCCCGGAAGAUCAACAAUACCAAAGUGGGGCGACUACUCAAACAGACUGUUCUCUGUCCUCCGGUUGUACCGUUCUUGAGUUGAAGGAGAGCAGUUUAUACACUGGUCUUGCUGAAGCCGGUGGAGGGGUAUGGGCUACGCAAUUCGACGUAUCCGGAAUUUUCAUCUGGUUCUGGAGUCGUCCGAAUGUUCCUGCUUCGAUAUCUGCAACAACAGCAUCGACAGGCGUUGAUCUUUCCGAUUGGGGUCCGCCUUCAGCUAGUUACCCGGCGACUUACUGUAACAUCACGGAGUUCUUUUCUGCCCAGAAUCUUGUCCUUGACAUAACACUCUGUGGGGAAUGGGCUGGCCUCUCAAGUCUGUACUUUCCUUCUUGCGGAUCUGGCACAGGCACCUGUUACACUGAUAGCGUUGUUGGGCCCGGCUCCACCUUCAACGAUGCUUAUUUUGAAAUAUCUUACAUUCGCGCUUAUACUACUGGAGCGCCCGCGCCCACACCGAACGCGCUGGUGAGCAUCUCAACUUCGGUACCCACCGGACUUCCGACAAGCUUGCUGGCGCCUUCGACGCCCACAGUUUCGAGUCUGUUCUUCCCUGGAAGCGCAGAAGGUCGUCGAGCCAAUUCGAUACGGGCGGUGGCCGCGAUUCUGCUGGUCGGAUUCUUUAAUCUUUGGUUUUAAUCAUGUUAUAUGCAUGUUGUAAUUUUACGCUUCGCGGUUGGGACCGGCGUUUACGAUAUAGGAAGUGACAUACGACACCUAGACAAGAUGUGUUAUGCUUCAUCAGGAUUUCUAGACACCAUCGAGUUACGUUUACUCAUAAACAAUGCAAUGUAUGUUUCAACGAUAGAGCAACCUCCAUUCUUUCCAAUAACUUGAACAUGCUUUGCAAUUGUGCAAAGAUAAUCGAUUUUACAUUAGAUAGU